AGACACGUCGCCGUCUCUCCCAUAAGGCUCGGUCGCCGUCGGUCGCUCUCGCCUCUUGCUGCCUCCCCACCCUCCCAUCCCAGUCCCCCACUCGCUCUCUCUCUCUCUCGAGCCCCUCUGCUCCAUAGCGCUCCGCUGUCCGCGCCGUCGCGCUGGUUCAUGGGUUCGAGCCCGAUGUGGUGGUCGGCGUCGCCGCCGUCGCCGUGGGGCCGCGGCGCGGGGAAAUGGUGGGCGCUGGGAGGGCCGCUGGCGGUGAAGGCCGUCGGGUUCCUGCUCCUCGCCGGCCUCUUGUUCCGGGUUCUCUGCUCCUUCCCGUCCUCCCGGGCGCCAGCGCUGCAGAUCGCCGAAGGAAAAUGUAAUCUUUUCAAUGGGGAAUGGAUACCAGACCCCUCUGGCCCAGCCUAUACGAAUGCAAGCUGUCGAUUUAUUGAUGAUCAUCAGAACUGCAUGAUGAAUGGUAGACCUGAUAAGGGAUAUCUCCAUUGGAAGUGGAAACCUUAUGGAUGUGAUCUUCCACCAUUUAACGCUGUCAGAUUUCUAGAUUCAAUGAGAAACAAAGCUUGGGGCCUGAUUGGUGACUCCAUUCUUCGUAACCAAGUCCAGUCAUUGUUAUGCCUUCUAUCUAAGGCUGAAGAACCUGUUGAGGUUUACCAUGAUAAGGAAUACAAAAACAGGAGAUGGCACUUCCGAUCCUACAACUUCACAGUGUCACUCGUCUGGGCUCCUUUCCUCAUCAAAUCUGAUGUUUUUGAGAAUGAGAAUGGUGUAUCUACCUCUGAAGUCCAGCUCCACCUUGACAUACUUGAUGCUAGCUGGACAAGUCAGUAUGAGAGUUUUGAUUAUAUUAUUAUUUCCGGUGGACAGUGGUUUCUUAAGACAGCAGUCUACUGGGAGAAUGGUGCAGUGGUGGGCUGUCAUUAUUGUCAAAACAAGAACCUGAUUGAACUUGGCUUUGAGCACCUGUAUCAUAAGACUCUGCAAAAGGUUUUCAGCUUCAUCAUUUCAGCAAAACACAAGCCAGUUAUAUUCUUCAGGACCUGGUCGCCAGAUCACUUCGAGAACGGUGAGUGGUACAAUGGAGGAUCUUGUAAUAGGGUGGCGCCAUACAAGAAGAGAGAGUACCAGGAGGGGUACAAUGAACGUGUCAUGAGGGGAAUCGAACUUAAAGAGUUUAACAAGGCUGAAGCUGCAUUGAGGGGUUCCGGCGAUGUGGAGAGACUGAAGCUCAUGGAUACUUACAGCCUCUCUUACUUGAGACCAGACGGCCAUGUUGGGCCUUACCGAACACCUUAUCCAUUCACAAAGGACAGCAAGAAUGCUGUAUCCGUUCAGAACGAUUGUUUGCACUGGUGUGUGCCUGGGCCUAUUGAUGCGUGGAAUGAUCUUGUUAUGAAGAUGGCACUGGAUUGAUGAACUGUCUGGAUUUAGAUGGUGUGCUCUUCGGUCAUAAUACCACGUUGUAGAGUUUACUGGAUGCAGAAUCAGGUUCCCGCCAGCAGUGGUACAUCACAGCAGCAAAGUGGAGAGGACAAGGCAGUAAAUUGCUUAUACUGGUAAAAGUGUGUAUGUUUUUUGGUUUAAAGAUGCUGGGUUAGUAGCAACAAAUAGCCAAGUGGUUAACCCAGUAUAUGCUUAAUUGCGAUCUGCAAGAUGUGUAUUUUGUUUCCAUGUUGUAAAUUGGGCUUCUGCUGCCGGUUAUUUUCAGUGGCCUGAUGGAAGUAACCCUUGUUGAACUGGUGGUGCUACUGCUGUUCAUGCAUGGGCACGCGCCUGUGAGUAUCACAAAGUCUGACAUCCCAGAUGCUACCCUGCAGGCUGCCUUUUCAUGCCUACCGACUAUCCUGUAAUCCGCCCUUCAGGCUUCAGUGUUUCAGCUCCACACGUCGGUCUUUCAGAAACAUGCUAAUAAAAGAAAUUCGAUCUUAAA
Panicum virgatum (switchgrass) is the source of this 1927-nucleotide messenger RNA. RefSeq names its product protein trichome birefringence-like 25. Gene Ontology annotation, cellular component: Golgi apparatus. NCBI's taxonomy places the organism in Eukaryota, Viridiplantae, Streptophyta, Magnoliopsida, Poales, Poaceae. The coding region runs from base 160 to 1410 and encodes 416 amino acids. The record is from RefSeq and is a predicted model, not a curated record. Gene Ontology annotation, molecular function: O-acetyltransferase activity. The transcript has 3 exons.